AUGUCGAUGAAGUCUCACGGGUUUGAGACCUCGAUGGACGUUGCGCGCCGACAACAAUACCAUGCAGCGCAAUUGGCAGGUCACAAAAGGCCUUCCACCGAGUUAGAGACUACCAACACAGAAUCUGAGGUGAGAGCUCUCCCGAUACCUCGGUACCAACCACAUGGUGAAUUGGAUAUCGAAUCCACCCCGUUGGAGUCCGCUCGAGCCGCCUUGGAGGCCCCUCCAAAUAGAUUUACCGCCAGCAAGAUCCGCACAGGUCCGGGCGCAGACAUAACGGGCCAAGAGGAUGAGCUACACAAGGCCUCUAUCGCACCUCCGAGGUCGACUCAGAACCCUUUGCUUUCGCUAUCCAACCCAAAGUACGGACUUCCUGCAGCGCUCACGGCUAAUUUUUCGGCUCUGGGCGUCACCAGCAUCUAUGCUUGGCAGGCAUCAUGUUUGUUAGCUCGGGGUCUGCUCUCCGGUGAGCGACACUUGGUCUAUACUGCCCCCACUGGGGGCGGGAAGUCCAUGGUGGCAGAUGUAUUGUUGUUGAAGCGUAUCAUUGAGAAUCCCGAACGCAAAGCUAUUUUAGUCUUGCCGUAUGUGGCUUUGGUCCAAGAAAAGCUUAAGUGGAUGCGUCGAAUCGUCCAAGGUGUGGAGAAGAAUGUCCCAGAUGAAGAUGAAGAUGAUUCGAGCUUCACUCGUAAGCGAUGGAAAAACCCGUCGAAACAAAUCCGCGUUACGGGAUUCUUUGGUGGUAGUCGGACCACUAAUACUUGGGCUGAUACUGACAUUGCGAUAUGUACGAUUGAGAAGGCAAACUCAUUAAUCAAUACUGCGAUCGAGGAGUGCAGCAUUGGGAAUUUAGCAGUGGUCGUACUCGAUGAGUUGCACAUGCUUGAUGAUGAACACCGUGGAUAUCUGUUGGAGCUCAUGGUUACCAAGUUGCUCCUAUUGCAGCAAGAUAUCCAGAUUGUGGGAAUGAGUGCCACGCUGUCGAAUACUGAAAUGUUGGCCGAAUGGAUGAAUGCCAGGUUUUUCAUCUCAACAUACCGACCAGUCCCCAUUGAUGAAUACUUGGUGUAUGAAAAUACGAUUUAUCCAGCUGCAACAUCCAGGCAACUGUUUCAGACAGCCACGAAAUUGGCUUCGACGUCAGUGCCUGAGUCAAUCCCGCCCCAUAGAAUUAUUGAGCCCUCAACCUACAAAGAGCUUGGCAAUGCCGCGACCAACGCCAUGGUAGCACUGGCUGUGGAAACUGCUUCGGCGGGCUACGGAGCUUUGGUUUUCUGUGGAAGCCGCAAUGCAUGCCAGAUUAAUGCCGCGACAAUCGGCGAAGCUAUGCCCCAUGCAGAGGACAAGGAAGAGCUGAACAAGCGACUCGAUUUGCUUGCCGAUCUUAGAAGCCUCACAUGUGGGCUAGACCCUGUUCUCGAAAAUACAGUCAUUAAGGGCACAGGGUUUCAUCAUGCUGGAAUGACAAUCGAAGAACGGGAACUGAUUGCAGCGGCCUAUGAUUCAGGUGUGCUCAAGGUACUCAUCGCCACAUGUAGCCUUGCUGCUGGAGUGAACCUCCCCGCCCGACGGGUCAUCAUCAAUGGAGCCCGGAUGGGCCGAGAGUUGGUCGGCCCUGCGAUGUUGCGGCAAAUGUGUGGACGGGCUGGGCGCAAAGGGAAAGACGAUGCUGGUGAGACAUACUUGAUAUGUGUCAAGGCUGACCUAGAAGCCGUAUGUGACCUAUUGGAUGCCGAUAUGCCUGCCAUCGAAAGCUCCCUUGUCCCUGAAAAACGAGGUCUGAAACGAGCCUUGCUAGAAGCCAUCGCAACGGGCUUAGUAUCCGGUUGCGAGGCAAUCAAGGAAUACGUACGAUGUACGCUGCUGUACCGUACCCUCGACAAGAAACUUGCAUAUAGCAUCAUGAAUUCGGCUCUAAAAGAAUUGAUCGACGAAGAGCUCUUGGCUUUGAAAGAAGAUGAGGCAUAUGAAGCAACUCUGCUAGGCCAAGCCAUUGUAGCCUCGGCAUUCGCUCCCGAGGAUGGAUUAUCUGUACACGAGGAGCUCAAGAAAGCUCUUCAGGCCUUCGUGAUGGAUGGCGACAUGCACAUUUUCUACAUUUUCACCCCGCUGCAGGUAGCCAUGAGCACCCCAAUCGACUGGCAAAUAUUUCGCGAUAAACUCGACCAAUUGGACGAGAGCGGCAUUCGCGCAUUGCAAUAUGUCGGUGUUCAGCCAGGCUUCGUCAAUACAAUGGUCAAAUCCGGAGCAUCAUUGAAAGAAGUAACUCCGGAACAGAUCCAGAAAGCGCGUAUCUACCGACGCGCGUAUACAGCCUUUCAGCUCCGCGACCUAAGCAACGAAAUCCCCUUAGCAACGAUUGCUCAGCGGUACCGCAUCCCCCGCGGAACGGUCCAGACAUUAGCGCAACAAUGUCACGGCUUCGCGGCUGGCAUUGUCAAAUUUUGCCAGCGCAUGAACUGGGGCAUGUUAGCCGCUGUGCUGGAUCACAUGCGCGAUCGACUUGAAGCGGGUGCUCGUGCUGACCUACUUGAGAUGGCGCAGGUGACUUUUGUCCAGAGUUGGACUGCACGCUUAUUAAGGGAAAAUGGAUUUCGAAAUCUGCGUGCCUUAGCUGAGGCUGAUCCGAAGGACCUGGUGCCUGUCCUUAUGAUGGUAAACGCCCGCAAGACGCAGAAGAACCAACUCUACCCGACAGAGGCAGAGAGAUAUGCUGCAAAGCUAUUGGCGAAGGCUGAGAUUAUUGUAGCUUCCGCAAAUAAGAUCUGGGAACGAGAGGUGCAGGUGGAAGUAGAAGCAUGA
Molecule: messenger RNA, 2802 nt
Organism: Penicillium pulvis
Lineage: Eukaryota; Fungi; Ascomycota; Eurotiomycetes; Eurotiales; Aspergillaceae
Product: DEAD/DEAH box helicase
Exons: 5
Coding region: 1-2802 (933 amino acids)
Molecular function (GO): nucleic acid binding; ATP binding
Source: RefSeq, a predicted model, not a curated record